Messenger RNA from Cylas formicarius (sweet potato weevil), 1500 nucleotides. RefSeq names its product troponin T, skeletal muscle-like (gene TpnT). Gene Ontology annotation, biological process: sarcomere organization; regulation of muscle contraction; muscle contraction. Gene Ontology annotation, molecular function: tropomyosin binding. The transcript has 12 exons. Bases 98 to 1225 code for a protein of 375 amino acids. Gene Ontology annotation, cellular component: troponin complex. The record is from RefSeq and is a predicted model, not a curated record. Lineage: Eukaryota; Metazoa; Arthropoda; Insecta; Coleoptera; Brentidae.
CAGGAAUUUGCGGACAGUCACUGCGGGCUCCUUGAGUUGAGUGGUGCUCCUGGAUACGCCACAUUUUUUACCUUGUAAAUAAACAACCCUUUCGGCCAUGUCAGACGACGAAGAAGUUUACUCCGAAGAAGAGGAGGAAGAAGAAGUCGUUGAAACGACAACUACCACAACAUCUAAAGUCGAGGAACAAUCGAGCGGCGAUCCAGAAUUCAUUAAGAAACAAGACCAAAAGAGGUCCGACCUUGAUGAGCAGCUACGUGAAUACAUCAACGAAUGGCGCAAACAACGUGCCAAGGAAGAGGACGAACUCAAAAGGCUGAAGGAAAAGCAAGCCAAGCGUAAGGUCACUCGGGCAGAGGAAGAAAGAAAAAUGGCUGAGCGCAAGAAGGCUGAGGAAGAACGGCGACUCCGCGAGAUUGAAGAAAAGAAACAAAAGGACAUUGAAGAGAAAAGACAGCGUCUCGAGGAAGCCGAGAAGAAACGCCAAGCAAUGAUGCAAGCCAUGAACGCCACCAAGAAAGGACCCAACUUCACCGUUACCAAGAGGGACGCCUCUGCCGCUAACCUCUCCCCCUCCCAAAUCGAAAGGAACAAGACUAAGGAACAACUUGAGGAGGAGAAGAAAAUCGCCCUUUCUAUUCGCAUCAAACCUCUGAGCAUCGACGGACUGAGCGUGGACAAACUUAGAGAAAAGGCUCAGGAGUUGUGGGCCCAGAUUGUCAAGCUUGAGACUGAAAAGUAUGACUUGGAAGAAAGGCAGAAACGGCAAGACUACGAUCUUAAAGAACUGAAGGAGAGGCAGAAGCAGCAGCUGAGGCACAAGGCCUUAAAGAAAGGUCUGGACCCAGAAGCUCUUACCGGCAAAUACCCACCUAAAAUUCAAGUCGCUUCCAAAUACGAGAGACGUGUGGACACCAGAUCGUAUGGAGACAAGAAGAAGUUGUUCGAAGGUGGAUACGAGGAGACCGUAAAAGAAACCAAUGAAAAGAUCUGGAAAGAAAGGAGCGGCCAAUUCGAAACCAGACAAAAAACCCGACUGCCCAAGUGGUUCGGGGAACGUCCUGGCAAAAAGGUCGGUGAUCCGGAGACCCCCGAAGGAGAGGAACAGCAACAGGUAGAAGAGGACAUCAAACAACCCAUCUACGAACCCGAACCGGAAGAAGAGGAAGAAGAGGAGGAAGUAGAGGAGGAAGAAGAAGAGGAGGAUGAGGAAGAAGAGGAAUAAGAGGUGUGCUGUUUGAGGUUACGCAGGUUGCAAUUACGGUUAUAUAAUAUAUUUAUAAUAAUAACGUCAAUCUAAUUUAGGAAACACUCCAUCCUGUAACUUUUUGGUUCCGACAAAGUAAUGUUAUGCUUUUAAUCCGAUGUUAAAUUGAAAACAAUAAAGUUAUACUUGUAAUCGUACGUUAUUCCUAUUGGUUUUAUUUAUUUUUUAUCUGUAUAUGUUUAGGAUUAAGUUCAGUCAUAAAAAUGUUAAAUAAAAUAUAUAAAUCCGGUAAA